This is a messenger RNA of Scomber scombrus (Atlantic mackerel), 1734 nucleotides long. Its product is annotated as phospholipid phosphatase-related protein type 5-like. The record is from RefSeq and is a predicted model, not a curated record. Lineage: Eukaryota; Metazoa; Chordata; Actinopteri; Scombriformes; Scombridae. The transcript is spliced from 8 exons. The coding region runs from base 237 to 1325 and encodes 362 amino acids. Gene Ontology annotation, biological process: signal transduction; phospholipid dephosphorylation; phospholipid metabolic process. Gene Ontology annotation, molecular function: phosphatidate phosphatase activity.
CAGUGGGCAAGCUCUCUAUCUCUCUCUAUUCACACUCAGUGCUGAAGGCUUCUCAGUGGCGGAGCGGUGGAAGUGAGAGGUGGUUUUGCUUUGAAAGAGGCGAGAAGGGAAAAGAGAAGAGACCACAACGAAAACCACAGAAUGGGAGUCCGCUGCAAGAGUAAAUCCUCCUAGAGACAGCGGACAGCAGUGGCCACUGUACAGCAACACUGUUCAGCAACAUACACAGAUCUAAGAUGAUUGACAGUCGGCUGUCAGCACAGAGGAGGGAGAUGAGGAGCCUACCCGCAGAAAGAUGCCAGCAUAAGACAAGUACCUACAUUGUGCCCUGCUUCCUCUUUGUGGAGCUGGUCAUCAUGGCAGGGACCGUUUUGUUGGCAUACUACUUUGAGUACACGGACACGUUCCCCGUGCACGUCCAGGGCUUCUUCUGUUUCGAUAAAACCUACUCCAAGCCGUACCCAGGACCAGAGGACAACAGCAAGGCUGCGCCCGUCCUCGUCUACUCCCUCGUCACUGCCAUCCCCACUGUGACGAUUCUGAUCGGAGAAGUUACCAGCUUCUUUGUCAAGACAGAGGGAGCUCAGGAGAAGACCAUAGUGACCGCUGACUGCUGUUAUUUCAACCCUCUCCUCCGUAGGAUCGUACGCUUUCUGGGUGUCUACUCUUUUGGCCUCUUCACCACCACCAUAUUUGCCAAUGCAGGUCAAGUGGUGACCGGAAACCAGACACCUCAUUUUUUGUCUGCCUGCAAGCCAAACUACACAGCUCUGGGAUGCCAGUCUCCGUUGCAGUACAUCACAGAGCGCCGAGCCUGCACAGGAAACCCAUACCUGGUGGCAUCCGCUCGCAAAUCUUUCCCCUCCAAAGAUGCAGCGCUCAGCUUUUACUCAGCCAUCUACACAGUGAUGUACGUGACCCUGGUUUUCAGGACCAAGGGGACCCGUCUUACCAAGCCCACCCUGUGCCUGGUGCUGCUGUCUCUGGCCGUGCUGGUGGGGGUUGUUAGGGUGACUGAACACAGAAACCAUUGGAACGACGUCCUGGCUGGGUUUGUCGCCGGAGGCGCCAUCGCUGCUUUUCUGGUGUCAUGUGUGAUCAACAAUUUCCAGCCGACCCAACUAGCGGGGCAUACUCUACCACCUCCACAGCGCCCAGAGCCCCCCAUCGGGAUCCCUAUGCUCAGCCUGCCCCGCGUGGAGAGUCCACUCGAAAAGCUCCAGGGCUACCGUAUUCUGAGAUCACAUGACCAUCAGCCAAUUCCGUCCCCCACCCCUCCCGAUGUGCUCCUCCCCUCACGGCGUUGCCUCACCAGCGCAGUCUAGACCUGCCCUCUGAAUUGCCCAAGCCCUGCCCUGCCCACCCAGAAGGACGACAUCCUCUCCGACGAGUCAAAUCCACCCAGGUCUGAAGGUCCACCAAUCACAGGAGACAGAACAGACAACACGCACACAUGCCGUGCCAAGCUGAAAGCUGUCAUCCGCUUAGGACCAAUAGGAGAUGGAGACAUGUCCUUUAUCUGUCCUGUUCUGUCCUGUUUGUCCUCCAAGUUGGCCUCCCUUUUCUUUCGGGUAUGAAAGACUCGGAUGAAAGACUCGCCAAAGCCAGAGCUGUUGAAGCAAUACUGUGUCCUAUUUCCUUGUUCUGCUGUUUUCCAUAAAGACUCAACAGUGAUUCUCAAGACUGUUGGCUGGUGAUGACUUGAUAAAAAAAGACACUUGUUCAAAUCAUGAA